This is a messenger RNA of Pseudozyma flocculosa PF-1, 636 nucleotides long. RefSeq lists its product as uncharacterized. The coding region runs from base 1 to 636 and encodes 211 amino acids. Gene Ontology annotation, molecular function: ER lumen protein retrieval receptor activity. Gene Ontology annotation, cellular component: cis-Golgi network; endoplasmic reticulum; membrane. Lineage: Eukaryota; Fungi; Basidiomycota; Ustilaginomycetes; Ustilaginales; Ustilaginaceae. The transcript has 3 exons. The record is from RefSeq and is a predicted model, not a curated record. Gene Ontology annotation, biological process: protein retention in ER lumen; endoplasmic reticulum to Golgi vesicle-mediated transport.
AUGAACGUCUUCCGCUUCUUUGGCGAUCUGGCCCAUCUGGCCUCGAUCUUCAUCCUCCUCCAUAAGAUCCAGCUGUCCAAGUCGUGCCGCGGCAUCUCGUUCAAGACACAGCUCCUCUACACAAUCGUCUUUGCCUCCCGAUACCUCGACAUCUUCUUCGAGACGUCUCUAUACCGCACCCUGAUGAAGAUCUUCUUCAUCUCGUCGUCGUGCUACAUCCUCUACCUCAUGAAGAUCAAGUUCCGGCCCACUCAUGACCCUGCCAUCGACACCAUCCGCCUCGAGUACCUCAUGGGCCCCGCUCUCGUACUGGCCCUCAUCUUCAACUACAAGUUCACCUUCCUCGAAGUCAUGUGGGCCUUCAGCAUCUACCUCGAGGCUGUCGCCAUCCUUCCCCAGCUCUUCAUGCUCCAGAGGACUGGCGAGGCAGAGACCAUCACCACGCACUACCUCUUUGCCCUCGGCGCCUACCGAGCUCUCUACAUCCCCAACUGGAUCUACCGGUACUUCACGGAGAACACGGUCGACCCGAUCUCGGUGAUCUCGGGCCUCGUCCAGACAGGUCUUUACCUCGACUUCUUCUAUGUUUACUUCACCAAAGUGAUGAAGGGCGAAAAGUUCGAGCUGCCAGCAUGA